AUGGCAGUUAGGCACCGAAAUGGUGCUACAGCUGAGUGUUUUUUAAGCUGGGGUGAAGUAUUUUCUGACUUUAGAGCACAAUGGACAAAAAGAACUAUUGUCGAUAUCAGGCUGCAUGCGACCAUCGAAGUAGAUGAAAACGAUCUGUGUAUGUUGACCGAUCUUGGCUCUCUGAAUGGGUCGAGACGAAAUGGAAUGGCUUUGAAACCAAAAGUUAGCUACGAAUUGCGGCCGGGUGAUCGCGUGCAAUUCGGGAACCUAACGGGAGUUAUUCAUCUUUCGUCCAUGGAUGAACCGAUUGUAGCAGCACAGUUAUCUGGCGAUGAUUGUAUGCGAAAUCCGCUGGCCGAUCUGGAAAAUUCUUCUAUCCAAAAGAAUUCUACUGGCACUUCAGCGGCAUCCACAAAACCUUACGUGUGCUUGGUUUCACCGGGGGAUGACAGCGACACUGAUUCAGCUGCCAGUUCGAACAUGUUGGCUCCGAUUGUGAUCGACACAGAGCAGGUUGCAGACGAUUUGCUGCCUAAUCCUUCUCAGUAUGUGAGUCGCUCUCCAUCACCAAUCCUAGGUGGCCGAAACCAAUCAAGAACAACCGACAAGACGUUGUUGAGCGAACUUCUGGUGUGUGAAACGCACUUGAAACCGAAUACCCAGAGGCAUCUUGUUUAUGGUUUCUCUGAUGUUCAAGAGGAACUGGGACUCGAAAUCGGUGGAACUGAGCCACUCGAAGUUAAAAAUCAGAUGCUUACUGGGUCCCCCAUCCUGCCAAUAACUAGGACGUCAGAAGCCACACCAAAUGAAUUUAAUUGUACUGCCACGCCAGCACUUUCAGGUCGAUUCUCCACUGCUACUGGCGCUCAGGUGACACCUAUGGAAGAGAAAAAUAAUGCGGUUUCAUCAACGCCAUUCAUCACGCGUUCAUCGACCGGUGCUUUGGCCUAUGAUUCCGAACCGGGAUUGCAUAGUAGCCACCACAUCUCUUCAGAGGCACAUUCUCGAUGCUGGGAACUCCCAGAAACCCAACCCGAAGUACCGACCGAAUCAGAAAUGGUUGUGGAAGAAAGUGAACUUUUUUGGGCACCCACAACUACAAACCAACAUCAGGAUCUUCAGAAUGACAAUCGCUCCGUGCUUCAUUCGAAACUGUCUGCGGAACAUUCACCCAAAGAUAAUCAGCUGACUGCUGACAAGUCAGUUUCCUCUCAAGAUCACCCCUCUCUCGACUCCGAGCCGGUUGGCUUAAUCAUACAAGAAAGUCAAUGUCAUUCAGAAUCUCAGGUGGUGGAACUGACACAACCGAUGAUAGGUGCCUCAUUACUGGUUGUCAGUGAACACUCUCCGGCACCUUCUUUUCAAGAUAAUCUGUCCGGGGUUCAGCUGAUAGGAAACCGACCAUCUAUCCUUUCGACAACGCCGAAAAAUCUUCCAGCUGUAGCACCCUUUCGGUGUCUAGCUGCAAUGCCACACGAAGAAGGCACAAGGACUGGGAUACUGCCAGGUCACCCAAGCCUAGACAGCGGAAGUCGAGUAGCAGAGAAUGCCGAUGUACCUGAUGAUUCUGAGGACCUAACGCAACCAAUGAUCCAAAUGAGUACGGCUAGAAAACGGAGGUUUAUGAGGUUGGACACUGUCGUCGAUUUGGAUGUGUCCGCAGUGGAGGAACCCCAAAUGAAUGGUUCCAAAUCACCAGUGAAGCAAACGUCCAUUGUUGGUAGUAGUCCGCAUAAAUCGGUUGUUCAUUAUCCCCGGCUUGGAAGUAAACCGACUGAUAAUGAUCCUGGGCCUUCCACGGGCUGCGCACUCAUGGCUGAGCAUGAAGAUGAUGGGCUGGAUGAACUAACGCAACCGAUGCUUCACAUUAAACCCGUGGUCCUAGAUGAACUGUCGGGAACAAGUCCACCAGAGGGUCGUUGGUCUUCCCAGCUCACUUCUGAGGUUCGCCCCACACCACAAACCACUGGAAAAUUGAAUAUCCCUGUCCAUCGGUUGAAUACGACACCUCCAAAUGCUCACGAUGCGGUGGCAACUAACAACCGACUGGCUAAGACUACUGUCAAACGAAAUCAAGUGCGACAACCACGAAACUCUGUUGCCGGACGAGUAUCCUCCUUGUUCCUGACUAAAUCGAUCGGUGUUGUGCAGUUUCGUUCUCGACGUGGUAACGACUCCAGCAUUGACAAAGAUUCAGAGGAUUCCUUACUGGAAGGCAGGGACAUAUAUGCCCUACCUGGACCCUCUUUUGGCCUUGUGAGGCGUGCUAGUCAAGCUUUCCCUGUCACAGCAGCUGCUGCGGAUUCCAGCAUCCUCACACACUUGGCUUCUGGAAACAAGCGUUCGGUGAAUCGAUCUUCGAAAUUCAAUCACUCGAAAAAGGCACGCGUCCUACAAAUCCCGAGUCCUGUGCAUCUGCCCGAUAGCAUUCUUAGCGAAGAUCCUUCGCAACCUGAGAUUUCUAUGGAGGCCUCCCAUGAGGUUAACAGGAGUAACGCAAAACUCCCUCUGUCAAGUGCUCCUCUUGUAGGAUCAGCCACCACUGUGUCUCCAACCUUGGUUUCGACAGCUGGAAAAAGCACUGAGCGUCCUUUUACACCUAUGCAAGCAGCAGUAACAUCGGCCGGAUUCGAUUACUCCCCUCAAGAUACGGAGAUCAAAAUGUCACCCAAACUGUUGGACAUUUCGAAUCACUGCUUUAAAAUUAACUCCACUCCGGUACCGGUUGUGGACCUGUCGUCAUUUUCGGAUCUCUUGGAUUCCCAUCUGGGUAGGCAGAAAGGCAGGAGCUCCGCUACAUUCAAAAGCAGCAUACCCGUAUCACCCUCUCCAGUGUGCAAGCGUCGCGGUACGCGUUCUCGUAAAAGAAUUGAUUCCUCACCGGUCACUACCAUGACACCCGAACAUUCUGGAGGGGGUGGUCCAGAUCGGAAGAAACGUAAAAGGCGUUCACCACCCGUUUCACCUGUUCACCGUUCUCGCCGAAUAACCAUGGAUAUUAAGCCUCCGGUUGAGAGGACUGAUGCAUCAUCAAAGUCGCCCGCUUCCAAGCCAAUUCGUCGCACAGCCCGACUAAGCUCCAUUGUCAAAACAGUUCAACCCACCGUGAGCACACAAACAAGACGACUCACCUCACUAGGGCAGAAGGUUGACACUGGGAGCAAACUGGACGAUGCCAGCUUUGUAUUGCUCGAACGCUGUACCCCAAAGGCUGAGUUACAGUUACUGUUUUCAGGUGUGGACUCGUCCCGCUUCAACCAUAUCUUUCCCGCUCUUGGCGCUUGUGAAACCGAAGACGUCAUGUUGGCCACCCAUUUGAUCACGGACCGUUGGAAACGAACCAUAAAAAUGUUGUAUGCUAGAGCCAGAGACCCAAUGGAAUUUCGCCUUUGUGAGCCUUUACCACCAAGCCCACCAUGUCGCCGCGCAGGUCGGCCGAGUCAACCCUUGAAGGCACCCGAAAAAGUGGAGCAGACAAACUUUUUGCGUGGCUGGUCGAUCAGCAGCACUCUUGGGGUUUCUCCUACGCCUGACGACUUGGCACGUCUAACUGAACUUGCUGGCGGACGUUGGAAGCCGUAUUCUGAACUGUUGCAGUUUUCUAGUCACGAAAAGCAUCACAAAGCCGUCGUCGUUACAACAGAGAAGGAUUUACUUGAAGUACAAUCCGGUAGAAGAAAGCGUGGAUCAAAACUGCCACCAUCCCUCAACAUGCCGUCCGUUUCGAUGGAGUGGUUCUUACAAACAUUAAUGCGGCGUGUUCCACCCAGGUGGCCUGUGGACGACUUGUUCCUAGUUCGAUAACUCGAAGUCCGCUGGAAGGAGGUAUCGUUACAGAUUAUCGACCCUCUUUUUGAACCCAUUGUACAAUUGUCCCGUUUCUCUGCUAGUUCCGUCGCUUGUCC
Opisthorchis viverrini is the source of this 3896-nucleotide messenger RNA. RefSeq lists its product as hypothetical. Bases 1 to 3795 code for a protein of 1264 amino acids. Gene Ontology annotation, molecular function: protein binding. The record is from RefSeq and is a predicted model, not a curated record. Lineage: Eukaryota; Metazoa; Platyhelminthes; Trematoda; Opisthorchiida; Opisthorchiidae. The transcript is spliced from 16 exons.